Messenger RNA from Mercurialis annua (annual mercury), 967 nucleotides. Its product is annotated as fasciclin-like arabinogalactan protein 13. Bases 88 to 837 code for a protein of 249 amino acids. The transcript has a single exon. NCBI's taxonomy places the organism in Eukaryota, Viridiplantae, Streptophyta, Magnoliopsida, Malpighiales, Euphorbiaceae. The record is from RefSeq and is a predicted model, not a curated record.
UCCAACAAAACAAAUAUCCAAACCCUACACUCAUAUAUAUACUCCCCCUUCACUCUACUCUCCGAUCACAUCACUUAAACAGCUACCAUGGCCACCACCACUCUCCUCUCUCUCACCGCCACCCUCCUCCUCCUCCUUUCUCUCCAAAUCCAAGCCCAGACCCCUACCGCCCCAGCUCCGGCACCCCCCGGCCCGGUCAAUGUAACCGGAAUUCUCGACAAAAAUGGCCAAUUCACCAUAUUUAUCCGUCUUUUAACGUCAACUCAAGUAGCUGACCAACUUGAAAACCAACUUAACAGCACAACUGACGGAUUCACCGUAUUUGCUCCGACCGAUAACGCCUUUAACAGCCUUAAAGCCGGUACUAUUAAUGGUCUCAACAAUCAAGAACAAGUUCAGCUUAUUUUAGCUCACAUUGUACCUAAAUACUACACUUUGAGCAAUCUUUUACUCGUUAGUAACCCGGUUAGAACUCAGGCCACCGGCCAAGACGGCGGCGUUUUUGGUCUGAACUUUACCGGCCAAGGGAACCAAGUUAAUGUAUCGUCCGGAAUGGUCGAGACUCAGAUCAACAAUGCUUUGAAUCAAGUAUUUCCGUUGGCGCUUUACCAAGUUGACAAGGUUUUGUUGCCUGAGGAGCUGUUUGGAGUUAAGCCACCGUCGGCUGCUCCGUCCACGCCGGAGAAAAAGCCAGCACCUGGUGGCUCUUCCACUAACGGUACGGUGGCUUCGGAACCGUCGUCUGAUAAAACACCUUCAGGCAGCGGAAGGAUAAAUGUGGGUUUUGGAUUUGUUGUUGGGUUGGGGUUGGCUUGCAUGGGAUUAGUUCUUUCUUGAGAGAGGGGUAAAAUUGUAAUUGGUGUCUUGCAUUUUGGCUGGUUUUUCUCUGUAUAUUUCACACAUUAUUGUUUUUUGUACUUUGUGGAUUGAUUCUUUUUCUGAAUAUUUAUUACUUUGAUCAUCAUAA